Molecule: messenger RNA, 237 nt
Organism: Melampsora larici-populina 98AG31
Lineage: Eukaryota; Fungi; Basidiomycota; Pucciniomycetes; Pucciniales; Melampsoraceae
Exons: 4
Coding region: 1-237 (78 amino acids)
Source: RefSeq, a predicted model, not a curated record
AUGCUUUUCUUCAAAAUCGUCAUUGCUGCUGUUCUAGCAGCCACAAUCUCCACCAGCCCGGUCCAAGAUGACCAACCUGUCACUCGUGAAGUCCUACAACGUCGAUUUGUAGAAUUCACUCCCAUCAUCAAACAGAGAUUACACCUCAAAACUCGUGACUCUGCUCCUGGACCUUCUCCUGGACCUGAUGACCCCCCAACCUGCCACCCAUGUGAUGACAGCCCCGGUUGUUGUUGA